UCGCCCUAUUAAGGCGAAGGGAAAGCAGCGGCCCCAUUGGCUGCCGGUCUGGAAGGUGGGGCCCCUUGGGGGGGCGGGGCCUCAGGACCCCCGCUGGGCUCUCGGGUGACGGGUGCUGGCGCCGAUCGCAGCCGCUGCCCCGGGAAGGCGGCCACGCUGGGAGCCAUGGGCAGGAAGCGGCUUAUCACCGACUCCUUUCAGGUGGUGAAGAGGCAGCAGCGGGACCCUGACACCAAGGAGGGGACCCUACAGCCAAGUGAAUGCCUGGCCCAUGGAGGGGCAGGGCCCCCAGAAGAUGGGCUCAUACCCCAGCCUGGCAAAGCUGGGGCCCUGGAUGGCACAGCCGGAUCUCGGGAUGCAGAGGCAGUGCCGGUCCCAGCUGAUGUCCCCCCAGGUGACUCCCUGCACCCGGCCCAGCUGGAGAUGCUCAAACAGUUCGACCUCAGCUGGGAGUAUGGACCCUGCACUGGGAUCACCCGGCUGCAGCGAUGGGAGCGGGCUGAGUCCCUGGGGCUGAGCCCCCCUGUCACGGUGCGGGAGACACUGCUGGAGCAUGAGGGAGACGCGAGCCUCUGGCAUGACUACCCACUCUGAGAUGAGGCAGGGCUGGCGUUGCCAUACAGCGAGGAAGGGGGAAUCAUGCUGCCGCUUGGACUCCACAGCACUUUACUCUGGUUCCUGAUUGGAAAAUAGCUCUGUGCUUGUAUUGGGGGGGUGGGGGGAGAGGGUCCCCUGGUGAUUGCAGUAUGGGGUGCCCAGGGCCGACAUUGGAUGGGCAAACCCAGGUCCUGACAACCCAAGACCAAGCCGUGCUUUGUCCCAUCAGAUCGAGAGGGCCGUAUUCCAGAUUAAAGGGCCUGUUUGAGAACCUCUGAGGCCUGGUGAAUUCUACAGCCUAGGGCAAGGCAGGUGCAGGAGAGCCAUGUGUCUCUUCUGAAAAGUGUGGGCAUUGUGGGGAAACAGCUGACUUCAAUGCAUACAGAGUCCCUCUAGAGAUGGGCAGGCCAAGCAGCCACCUUUGGAGCCCUCUAGUUAUCUCUGCUCCAAAACACUGAAGCUUGCAUCUGGUCUGGACCCUUAUGUCUAGCUAGCGUUGUGCUGUAGAGCCUCCUAGUAUACAACUAGUGCUGCCAUGUUGGAACCAUGGUGUCUCCUAAUGUUCACUCAUCUUGUGUUGUCUAGCUUGUGCAGUUAGAACCAUGGCAUGGUAUGUAUUUGAGAAGCAGUCACAGCCAGUUAGGGCAUGUGCAAUCUAGGCCCACAGUGCAUGUUCUAGAGCGAUGGUGUGACCAAGUAAGGCAUGUGGUCUAGAACCAUUUGGCUAUGCCAUCUGCUCUGUAACACCAUCUUGCUAAUGCACAUAUUCUAGAUCCAUUUGGCACCAGGCUUGCCUAGCUGACUUUGAGCUGUUGCUAAUCAGUUCCAGAAGCAGAUUUGUCUCUAUCCAAGGCACCAGCUCCAGAACAUCAGUGCACCUGUCUGAUCUAGAACAUUUUCCUGUGUGGGUGAGUUCCAGCACACAGCUGUUCAGCUCUACCGCCUGUGAAUCUAGAACCACACUGUGGUGUCUUGUGAGAGCCUUUGUGGGCCCGGAGCACAACCAAGUCAUGGCCUGGGGCCUGGCCCUAUAAGAGUGACAGCCCACCCAGCAGCUGCAGGGGUAAGUGAGCCUCAGUGCAUGAACCCCUGCCCCACACACAGGCCAGCAGGAACCCCCAGGGAAGAAGCACUCAUCAGCCCAGGCUACUUGGAGCAGCCCAUACUUCACAGUACACAAAGAGCAUUCGCAAAAAGAAAAGGAGGACUUGUGGCACCUUAGAGACUAACCAAUUUAUUUGAGCAUGAGCUUUCGUGAGCUACAGCUCACUUCAUCGGAUGACAAAGAGCAUUGUCAUCCAGUGACAGGGGGAGGGAUAGCUAAGUGGUUUGGGCAUUGGCCUGCUAAACCCAGGGUUGUGAGUUCAAUCCUUGAGGGGGCCAUUUAGGGAUCUGGGGCAAAAAUUGGGGACUGGUCCUGCUUUGAGCAGGGGGUUGGACUAGAUGUCCUCCUGAGGUCCCUUCCAACUCUGAUAUUCUAUGCAGAGUGGGCGAAGGGCUGGCUCUGGGGAAUGGGAAACAGAGGCUUUCCCUGCUGGGGCCCUGGACUGUGCCUGCAGGGUGUAGCACAUGGAGGGCCCCCUGUGCCAGCAGGCCUGGGGGAUGGCUGCUGGCUCUUGGCCUUGCCCAGUGCAGCUCCAUGGGCUGAGCUGGACUGAAGCUAGAGCAGGCUGGGCUUUUUGGGGUUAAACAUUCACCAUGUACCCUCUCCCCAACCUCUGCCCUCUGCAUCACAGGGAAACUGAGACAGGGAGCAGGCUUCCACCCCAGGUCUGCCUCCCCAGGCCUGCCAGUCCCCUAGGCACUACCAUCAAGCAAGAAUCAUGGGGUUAGGUGGGGGUGGGGGAGGAAGGCGCUUCAGAGCUGGGUGAGGGGGAAGGGGAGUAGAAGGACCCAGCACCCCAGAGUGGUGGGCUCAGCAACAAGGGAGCCCUGGAGGGGGGCAGGGUUUGGGGAUGUUGCCAGCCCCAGCAGGGAGCUGUUGCCCUAGUGCCCAGGGCUCAGAGCUGGGUAGCUGCUGGCCCAUGGGCCCAUGUGGGUAGCCAGCAGCCGCAGCACCUCGGUGGGGCUGAAUCUCUGACCAGAGUGGUUAUGUCAGCAAAGGGCAGGGGCAUCCCCAGAGAGACAUGCAAGGAAACCAGAGUAACCCAUCCUCCUGGGGCCAGGCCAGGCCCAUUAGCACCGCCCUGGUGCUACCUGCCCACCUGCCACACCCUGCAGCGCCCUCUGCUGGGACAGGCUGGGACUGGUGUAGCCAGGAGCUUCCCCCCCCCCAGCCAGUGCUCCUGCCCCACUCCCUGCACUGCCUCCUGCUGGGAGCCACAUUCCCAUGAGGCAGGACAGCUA
This is a messenger RNA of Chelonia mydas (Green sea turtle), 2943 nucleotides long. RefSeq names its product DNA polymerase delta 4, accessory subunit (gene POLD4). Gene Ontology annotation, biological process: DNA synthesis involved in DNA repair; DNA-templated DNA replication. NCBI's taxonomy places the organism in Eukaryota, Metazoa, Chordata, Testudines, Cheloniidae. Gene Ontology annotation, molecular function: DNA-directed DNA polymerase activity. Gene Ontology annotation, cellular component: delta DNA polymerase complex. The coding region runs from base 166 to 594 and encodes 142 amino acids. The record is from RefSeq and is a predicted model, not a curated record. The transcript is spliced from 5 exons.